UAUAUACUAGUUACGCUGCUCCGGGAUUUAAAGGGUGGGCCUUAUCGGGUAUUACUAGAGUUUACCUUUAAAUUUAUAAAGGAAAUACUAACUUUAGUAAAAAACACCUUUCCUCUCCCUAAAAUUAUAUUUAAUAAGUCCCUUAUUUUUAGUCUAUAUAUCUUUCUUUUUAGAAUACUUUUCCGUAAUAGAGCGUUCGCACUAUAUAAUCUAAUAUCUAAAAAAAAGUUAAGCAGGCUCUAUAUUCUACUAGGGCGCAAUAAGCUACUAUUACUUCUAAAUAGGAAACUAGAUAAAAUCCUAGUACUUUAG
This is a messenger RNA of Mytilinidion resinicola, 312 nucleotides long. RefSeq lists its product as uncharacterized. Lineage: Eukaryota; Fungi; Ascomycota; Dothideomycetes; Mytilinidiales; Mytilinidiaceae. The transcript is spliced from 2 exons. The annotation marks the transcript as partial. The record is from RefSeq and is a predicted model, not a curated record.